CCUGACAAUUUACACAGUCUUUCGUGUGAUCCAAUCCCGGGCUGUUCACUCAGGUCCCGCUGAGAACUUACCCUCCUGUUCCUCCCAUAGCCUCGUGCUUUCAUGCUGCAUACUUAUACCCGCUUUCUCUGUCGCACUCGCUCACGUUUCUCCCGCAGGCCCCUUCGCUGCUAGCCAGCAAUUUCUUCUGCCUACUAGACUGACCUCAGUCUUCAGAGACGGUCACCUGUGAUCAAUAGCUUGUGCUCGGUAUCGCUCAUUUUUCUGAACACCAGAAUCAAUGUCUCACUUUACUAGCCACCCGUACCAUACCAUGCCAGCUAUUCAUCCCUCCCGGAAUAAUCAUCCACUCCCUCUCAGCCCACCGGAGACCGAUCAAGAAUCCUUAUAUGCUCAAUUGCCACCAGCUUCUCUUGUCGCCGGCGCAGAGCUGGAACAGCUGGCGCAUUCUGCUUCGGGUUUUCCUGAGCGUUCUAAAAUACAAUCUCGUAGAACGUCCACACUGUCAUACCAGAACUCGGGAGUGCGAGAUAACCGCGACCGAACCCUUUCACGGGGCUCAAAGUCGUUGAUCGUUGUUCUUCCUCCACCAGACUUUCCCCUGGAUCAUGGUCAACUAGGCAACGUCCUAUCAAUGGGACCUCGUCAUCGUUUAUCUCAAGGGAUCCUCAUGCCCCUAUUCCCUACGAUGUACGGGCAACUCACUGCAAUCGCGCGGGAGUUCAAUUUCCCAAGCACUGUGGGCUUGUGCCUCUAUCACCAUAUCACUGAAAAUGGUAUCACCAUGACGCCGCGCAUCUCUGACGAUGCUUGGCAGUACCUAUGGGCGCAUCUCAUUGAGUCGCGGAAUGGCUCCCAGCAACUACCCAUUGGUGGCCGCGUAGAAUUCGACAUUGACCUCAAUAAAGCUCGCUGGUUCGAUGCCUGGCUUGCUGGCACACUGCGUGACGACACCAUGAUUGUUCCUGCUCCGCAGUCUCAUGCAUCUAUACUGCACUUGCAUGGAGAUAGUAAGACUACGUUUGCAGAGGAACCUGUCGCAAAUGAAGACCGCUGGGAUAAUCAGACUACUCAGUCAAACUCAAGGCCUACAACUGUCCGUCACGUACCCAAGAAACUUUCCCUCGUCGACCGGCUAGACUCUACUGCGCUUCAGGCUUCAUACAAAGCAUCGCAGGCAACUUCUCCACCUCCAAACCGUGUUGCGCAUCAAUUGUCUCCUAUCCCACAAUCUGCGGCCCCGCAGACGUCGAAAGUCGAGCUUCGUCGGCGCGUCAAUUCAUGGAGAGCGAGCGCGUUCUUGGAUCCCGCGUCGAUGACAGAGUCCUACCAGCCCGUCCCUAACGCUACAUCGGGUGCUGGGGCGAUUGAGGCUACGGAUGAGUACCCCUUGGAUGGAGAGGUGGAGGCAGAAGCCCAAGAGCUUUUGAAUUUGGCAGAUUUUGCCUGGUCCGUCACAUCCGCCGGGCCACUUAGUCCGCCUCUGGAUUCUCCAUUGUCUUCCUACCGUCUUCCCUCUGUUCAUCUUGACCGUCGCAUGGAGGGAUCUGUGCUAUUGACACCGGUUACAGCAACUAGCUGGGGACCUCCAGAUGAUGAUUGGCUUUCGGACGUGUCGAGUAUAGAUCGUUUACCUUCGCCUGACAUUGGUAGACGUAUGCUCGAGAGCGCACCCUUGACCCCCGCAACGGCCACUAGCUGGGGGCCUGCUGACGAUUGGAGGUCAGAUGUGUCCAGCAUCGAUCGCUUGCCAUCCCCAGACAUUGCUCACCGAAUGCUGGAAGACGCUUCAGUGACUCCAGCCUCUGGAGCUCCCUGGCACAAGGUCUGGCCAUGGUUCCAGGUUAGAAACGUAUCCAAGUCAUACAGUCCAUGGGCGGGCAUGUCUGCUUCAUCGUCGUCAUGGUUCGACGUUACGGAGGCAGCGACACUUCCACCGACUACUUCUUAUAGUCCUUGGACUGGAAUGCCAUGGGUUCAAGUUUGGCCUUGGUCCGAACUCGACAGUGCAGAGUCUAGGGCUUCCUAUAGCCCCUGGGCUAUCGUGCCUGCCAUCAGGACGUGGCCUUGGUUCGAUAUUCACGCUUCCCAGGACAAGGAGCGCAACACAUCUUUAAGUCCUUGGGCUGGCAUGCCCUGGUUUAACGUUGGACCGUGGCAUGAAGUAAACGCUGCGCAACCUCGCAAUUCCGUAGUCAUUUCGCUCUCUAGACCAGGAGGGUUGAAACAUGAAUAUCCCAGUCUAGAUAUCUACCCUGCUGCCUAUCCUUAUUUCGAUAUUUAUCCUGCGUACGCAGAGGCGAACAGCGGCCUCAGCAGCGCUGGAGGUUAUCCUAUACUUGAAAUUUAUCCUGCAGUCUACCCCCAUUUUAACUUAUAUCCUUCGAUUACCUGCCCAACUAUUUCUUCUCCCGAAAAGCCGGCCACCCCUCAGCCACAAAAAUCUGUCAUCGUUGAACUUGAAACAUCUUACCCCCUGUUUAAUCUUUAUCCGCCUCUUUAUCCAUAUAAUCUCAAUUCGAUUUAUCCAGCACCGAAUGUCGAAAUUUCUUCGUCUGUACUGCUUCCGAGUAGUUAUCCGUGGUUGACUAUUUAUCCUUCCGUGUAUCCUCAUGUGAACCCAUAUCCACAAGCAAGUGCUGAGGUGACCAGACCCCGGGAAGCAAAAGAUGAGAUUGCGCAGCCGGUUCAAGUGACGCUUCAGCCCCAAUAUCCCAUUCUUGAUAUUUAUCCAGCAGGCUAUCCAUGGAGCCUGGAUAAAGUAUAUCCCCCAACCAAAGUCCAGGAUGCUUCUGAAAUCGCUGUCCGCUUGCCAUCGUGCUACCCAUGGUUAGACAUAUAUCCCUCUGUUUACCCUUUUGUUGAGCCAUACCCGACGCUGAACAAGACAUGUGAAAGCCCUAGAAGCAGAUCUCAGACCAGCCUCAAGUCCGAAUUUGUGAAAGUUACCUUGGAUAGGUAUUAUCCGUCAUUCGAUUUAUAUCCCACAGCAUAUCCACACUUUGACUUGUAUCCUGCCUUGCCGAACAUCAGGCCUGGAGGUUUGCAACAAGAGGAGUCUGCCAAGAUCAUUGUCGAUAGCGUAUCAGUUGACCUUGCAGGCACUUACCCAUACAUUUGCCCUUAUCCUCCCGCUUAUCCUCACUUCGACUUGUAUCCGCGAGUUCAGAAACAUGCGUCCAGUGGUGGUGAGGAAAUGACGACCAGCAAGUUGUUCGCUUCGAGUAGCAGGUACCCCUUCCUGGUCAUUUAUGCUCCUGUGUAUCCUCACUUUGAUUUAUAUCCCCCGCGCGCGGCAGAACCAGCAGGUCGGGAGAAGGAUGGGAGUAGUAACAAGCUCUUCGUUUCGAGUAGUACAUACCCCUUCUUGGUCAUUUAUGCUCCUGUGUAUCCUCACUUCGCUUUAUAUCCACCGCGCGCGGCAGAACCAGCGAGUCGAGAGGAGGACACGACUGACGACAAGUUCUUCGUUUCGGCGUACCCCUUCCUUGUCGUUUAUCCUUCAGUGUACCCCCACUUCGAUCUGUAUCCGGCGCGCGCGGCAGAACCAACGAGUCAGGAGGAAGAUAUGACCAACAGCAAUUUUUCCAUUUCGGCGUACCCAUUCCUUGUCGUUUAUCCUCAUGUGUACCCCCACUUCAAUCUGUAUCCCUCACAUGCGGCAGAAUUAGCCACUCGGGAGGAAGACAUGACCAACGUCAAGCUCUUCGUUUCGAGUAGCACGUACCCCUUCCUGGUCAUUUAUCCUCAUGUAUAUCCUCACUUCAAGUUGUAUCCCACCCGCGCGGCAGAACCAGUGACUCGGGAAGAAUCAAAGAUUCCUAUUGUAACUGGUAAUUCAUAUCCCCAUCUCGUUAUCUACCCACCUGUGUAUCCCUACUUUGAUCUGUAUCCCGGUAUCCCCCCGAGAAUUGAUGCCCCUACUGCAAGCGGCAAAUCGUUUGUUAGAAUGGAUCACGGCUACCCAGUCUUGAACAUCUACCCUACUGUCUACCCGCACUUUGAUAUUUACCCUGCAUUUAACAACGUAGCGCAGCCACUUCAGAAGGUGUCCAAUACGCCAGUUCGCCCAUCAUCUGCAAGAAGACACGGGAAGACGCAUGCUGAACUACAUGCCGAGGUUAGGCAUUCUUUGGCUCGGAGAAAGCUGGCGAAAACACACCGUCAGUUGCAUGCUGAGGUUUUUGUCAAUGGAGUCACUUGGACACCUAGCGGUUAUGUGCAAGACCUAGCACUUCCCGACAAGCCACAUGAAGAGCCCUCUGGUGGCCCGCGGCGUCGAAUGCCUUCCAUACAUGAAGUAAUGCCUCGACUGCCGCGUUCUCGCUCGGUGACCCUAUCUAACCAGCAAUCAUCGAAUGGUCCAUCACUACGAGAGAGACAACAGCACGUGUUGCACAACACACCUCCUAUUCCCCCUCUGCGCAUCAGCAGUCCAGGGGUGCCAGCUGUCUCGGAGUUCCCAAUUCCCAUAUCACCGCCUGCAUCACCUACUUCACGCCUGUCACAAGCAGUGAGAUCCUUUGGGUCAUCAAUAAUACAGGGGCGUCAUUUGACAUCGACCUCCGACGAUCACAACGAGAGGGCGAAGUCUCCCACAAGGUCUAUGUUCCCUUCCUUUGAUCGACGCAGCUCUAUGAUUCCAUCACUACCUCCCCGUGAUCCGUCAGACCUCUUGGGACGCAGUCGGUCGCCUGUCCAACAGGGCGCUCAAAGCCUUGUUUUGCAAAGGGCUAGAGCAUACGAACAAUCGACCACUUCAUCCAGACACCACUCUCACAGCAUGAGAGGCACGCAAUUAUCAUUGCCCUCAUUGCCCUCACUGCUUCCUCUUCCUGAUUUCUCCCCUGUAAAUGAGGGUGUGAAAACUGAUAGGUCAAGUCUCUUAAAGAAUCCCACUCCUUAGACCUCGUCUUCCGUUGUACAUGUAUUGUAUUGCUACAAA
Messenger RNA from Suillus clintonianus, 4945 nucleotides. RefSeq lists its product as uncharacterized. The record is from RefSeq and is a predicted model, not a curated record. The coding region runs from base 281 to 4906 and encodes 1541 amino acids. The transcript has 19 exons. NCBI's taxonomy places the organism in Eukaryota, Fungi, Basidiomycota, Agaricomycetes, Boletales, Suillaceae.